Messenger RNA from Dryobates pubescens (Downy woodpecker), 1816 nucleotides. It is a transcript of the gene PGS1, whose product is annotated as phosphatidylglycerophosphate synthase 1. Gene Ontology annotation, biological process: cardiolipin biosynthetic process. Bases 1 to 1677 code for a protein of 558 amino acids. Gene Ontology annotation, molecular function: CDP-diacylglycerol-glycerol-3-phosphate 3-phosphatidyltransferase activity. The transcript is spliced from 10 exons. The record is from RefSeq and is a predicted model, not a curated record. NCBI's taxonomy places the organism in Eukaryota, Metazoa, Chordata, Aves, Piciformes, Picidae. Gene Ontology annotation, cellular component: mitochondrion.
AUGGCGGCGGCGGCGGGGGGCACGGCGCUGUGGCGGAGGCUCUCGGCCUGGCUGCCUCGGGGCCGCCUCGGGCUGGCCGCGCUGCUUGGCCGCCUUUCCGACCGCCUGUCCCGUGGCCGCGACCGCCGCGCCCGCAGAUCAUCAUGGCUGCUCCUAGCCCCAUUGCUCACACCUCCUGUCCCUGUGAUCACAGCCCCACCUUGUUCGCUCUGUCCAGAAGGAGCACACAGGUUCCAGUGGAUCAGGAACCUGGUGCCAGAGUUUGGGAUCUCCAGCUCGCACGUCAAGGUGCUUUCAUGCCCAGCUGAAUUCUAUGAACUCUUGAAGGUGCAGAUAAAGACAGCCAAGCAGCGAGUGGUGAUGGCUUCACUGUACCUGGGAACGGGGCUCCUCGAACAGGAGCUGGUGGAUUGCUUGGAAGAAACACUAGAGAAAUCCCUGCAAGCCAAAGAAUCCUCUAACCUCAGAGUUUCCAUUCUCCUUGACUACACCAGGGGAUCUCGGGGCAGGAAGAAUUCUCGAACGAUGCUGAUCCCUUUGCUGCAGCGAUUUCCCGAGCAAGUCCGCGUGUCCCUCUUCCACACUCCAAACUUGCGUGGGCUUCUCAGGCUCCUCAUUCCAGAACGUUUUAAUGAGACCAUUGGACUGCAGCACAUCAAGGUCUAUCUCUUUGAUGAUAAUGUCAUCCUCAGUGGUGCAAACCUGAGUGAUUUGUACUUCACCAAUCGUCAGGAUCGCUAUGUUCUCCUGCAGGACUCUCCUGAGAUUGCAGACUUCUUCACAGAGCUAGUGGAUGCGAUUGGAGAUGUGUCUCUGCAACUACAGCGAGAUGAUACAGUCCAGAUGAUGGAGGGGAUGGAACACCCAUACCAAGGAGACAAGACGACUUACUGUGAGAUAGCAAAUCGAAGGGUCAUGGAGGUGAUCAACUCUGCCAGGACACGACAAGAGCUCCUUCACGCAAAGACUUUCCACAGCAGCCAGCAAGGCAGCUCCUUGAUAUCCCAACAAGGCUCUCAAGCAUCAGGGGGUCUGAAACCAGAACCCGACACCUGGAUCUAUCCCUUAAUCCAGAUGAAACCUUUUGGGAUUCAAAUAGAUGAGAUGGUCACAGAGACACUGCUGACAGAGGCUGAGCGGGACGCCAGGAUAUACCUCACCACCGGCUACUUCAACCUGACUCAAGCGUACAUGGACCUCAUUCUGGGCACCAGGGCCGAGUAUCGCAUCCUGCUGGCCUCACCGGAGGUGAACGGCUUCUUUGGUGCCAAAGGGGUGGCAGGUGCCAUCCCUGCUGCCUACGUUUACAUCGAGCGCCAGUUUUACAGUGAGGUCUGCUACCUCCACCAGCAGGAGAGGGUCCAGCUGCAGGAGUACUCCAGGGCUGGGUGGACCUUCCAUGCCAAAGGCCUCUGGCUGUACCUGGCAGGCAGUGACCUUCCCUGCCUCACCCUCAUUGGCUCCCCAAAUUUCGGCUAUCGAUCAGUUCAUCGGGACUUGGAGGCCCAGGUUGCGAUAGUGACUGAAAAUCAAGCUCUGCAGCGGGAGCUGCACCGGGAGCAGGAGCAGCUUUACCUCUGCUCAGGUGUGGUCUCACCAUCAACAUUCGAGCAGCCAAACCGAUACGUGAAGCUGUGGGUGAAGCUGGUAACGCCUCUGAUCAAGAAUUUCUUUUGAAAGAAGAAAAGCUGCUGCUUUGGGUUGAAGGUCCAGACGUAGGUGGGCCCUCGCAUCCGUGUCUUGUAGACAGGACAUUCAUAGACGUUCUUGGUGUCCAGCCUGUCAGCAGGGAUGGCUCUGAUGAAGAUCACUGGCA